AUGUACCUGAUCACUAUGUUUGGGAACUUGCUCAUCAUCCUGGCCAUUGUCUCUGACUCUCACCUCCACACCCCCAUGUACUUCUUCCUCUCCAACCUGUCCUUUGUGGACAUCUGUUUCACAUCUACCACUGUACCCAAGAUGCUUGUGAACAUCCAGACACAGAGCAAAGUUAUUACCUAUACAGACUGCAUUACCCAGAUUUAUUUUUUCUUACUCUUCGCAGAGUUGGACAACUUCCUUCUGGCUGUGAUGGCCUAUGACCGCUUUGUGGCUAUCUGUUAUCCUCUGCAGUACAUGGUUAUCAUGAACCCCAGGCUCUGUGGCUUCCUCAUUCUAGGGCCCUGGGUUAUAAUUGUCUUUUUAUUUUAUGGCACAGGCCUAGGUGUGUACAUUAGUUCUGCCAUGUCCCACAACUCACACUCCAGUGCAAUAGUUUCAGUGAUGUACACUGUGGUCACCCCCAUGCUGAACCCCUUCAUCUACAGUCUGAGGAAUCAAGAUGUAAAGAGAGCUCUGUUAAGACUCUUUCGAAUGAAACUGGACAAAUAUCCAUAG
Octodon degus (degu) is the source of this 558-nucleotide messenger RNA. Its product is annotated as olfactory receptor 7A10-like. Gene Ontology annotation, biological process: G protein-coupled receptor signaling pathway. Lineage: Eukaryota; Metazoa; Chordata; Mammalia; Rodentia; Octodontidae. The record is from RefSeq and is a predicted model, not a curated record. The coding region runs from base 1 to 558 and encodes 185 amino acids. Gene Ontology annotation, molecular function: G protein-coupled receptor activity; olfactory receptor activity. Gene Ontology annotation, cellular component: membrane. The transcript is spliced from 2 exons.